Molecule: messenger RNA, 4941 nt
Organism: Microthlaspi erraticum
Lineage: Eukaryota; Viridiplantae; Streptophyta; Magnoliopsida; Brassicales; Brassicaceae
Source: the annotation of a GenBank genome assembly
AUGGAGAUGGGUUCUGAUGGAGAAGAUCAGAUCAGGAGCAGCGUUGGUGGUGAUGGUAGUAAUAAGAAGAAGAAGAUGAAGAUUGAUGAUUCUAGAGACGCUCUCUCUAAGCCUAAGCGCCAGAUGAAGACUCCUUUUCAGCUUGAAACCUUGGAGAAAGUUUAUUCAGAGGAGACGUAUCCGUCGGAGGCAACGAGGGCAGAGUUGUCGGAGAAAUUGGAUUUGUCAGAUCGGCAGUUACAGAUGUGGUUUUGCCACAGGCGGCUAAAGGACAAGAAGGACGGCCAGGUUAAGAAACCGGCCAAACCAGCGCCGGUUCAACCGGCUGCUCUGUCUUCGGUUAACGAGAUGUUACCGGCUGCUGAACCGGAUUCCAGAUCUGGUUCCGGUUCCGGGUCGGGCUGCAGCCCGUAUUCGGAGUCGAGGAGGAAUUUUGCGAGCGGUAGCAGCAGCUCUCGAGCUGAAUUGGAUGAGUACGAGACAAUGGGGAAGCCCGGUUACGAGUCACGGUUGUCUGUAAUGGUUCGGAGAGCUAUCGUCUGCAUCGAGGCUCAGUUAGGAGAGCCGUUGAGAGACGAUGGACCGAUUCUUGGCAUGGAGUUUGAAUCACUGCCUCCUGGUGCAUUUGGAACUCCUAUAGCAAUGCAGAAGCACCAAGGUCAUCCAUAUGAGAGCAAAAUGUAUGAGCCACAUGAGGCCCGACCUCGAAGAGGUGCCAACUCUUUCCAUGAGCAACAGUCUCUGGAUGAUCCGUCUUCUUUUACACCUGAGAUGUAUGGACGAUACUCUGGUGGUAUGGACUAUGAAAUGAAACGUUCUAGGAGUUCGUCGUUUAUGCAAGGGAACGGGCCAAGGUCCUAUGGAAAUGCGUCUCAGCAAGACAUGGCUAGCCCCAUUGCUCCAUCACCUCAUGGCGAUAGUUUCUUGCUGGAGAGAGACUCGUCAGGCUUGAGGGCAGAAGAUCCUUAUUUGUUGACUGACGGGGUGCGUAUGAGUAAUGAUGUGCAUAGGAAGGGAAAGGCAAACGAUGGUAGGCUUGGUAGAGGGAGUGUACCAAAUGAGAAACUAGACAUUCAGAGGAAAAAGAAUGAAGAACGGAUGAGAAAAGAGAUGGAAAGGCAUGAGCGUGAGAGGCGUAAAGAAGAAGAGAGGUUGAUGCGUGAGAGAAUAAAAGAAGAGGAGAGGUUACAGCGUGAACAGAAGCGUGAAAUGGAGAGAAGAGAAAAGUUCUUACAGAGAGAAUAUGAACGGGCGGAGAAGAAGAAGCAAAAAGAAGAGAUUCGUCAGGAGAAAGACGCUAUUAGACGCAAGAUUGCCAUUGAGAAGGCAACUGCACGCAGAAUUGCUAAGGAGUCUAUGGAUCUAAUUGAAGAUGAACAGCUAGAGCUGAUGGAGUUGGCUGCUACGAGUAAAGGAUUGCCCUCGGUGUUACAGCUUGACCACGACACAUUGCAAAACCUUGAACUGUACAGAGAUUCUCUGAGCACAUUUCCACCAAAGGAUUUGCAACUGAAAAUGCCGUUUGCCAUUUCUCCAUGGAAGGAUUCCGAGGAAAAUGUUGGAAACCUUCUUAUGAUUUGGAGAUUCCUAACAUCAUUUUCUGAUGUUCUUGACCUAUGGCCUUUUACCCUGGAUGAGUUUAUUCAGGCUUUUCAUGACUAUGACUCGAGGUUGCUAGGGGAGAUACAUGUUUCUCUUCUGAGAUCAAUAAUAAGAGAUAUCGAAGAUGUUGCUAGAACACCUUUUUCUGGAAUUGGAAAUAACCAAUAUACUACAGCCAAUCCUGAGGGUGGCCAUCCGCAGAUAGUUGAAGGGGCUUAUGCAUGGGGCUUUGACAUUCAUAGCUGGAAAAAGCAUUUGAACCCACUAACAUGGCCUGAAAUUAUGCGACAAUUGGCACUCUCUACUGGAUUUGGCCCUAAGCUGAAGAAAAACAAUUCCCGUUUGACUCAUGCUGGUGACAAGGAUGAGGCUAAAGGUUGUAAAGAUAUCAUUUCUACUAUUCGCAGUGGCUCAGCAGCUGAAAGUGCUUUUGCAGCAAUGCGGGAGAAAGGGUUGCUAGCUCCACGCAAGUCGAGGCAUCGGUUGACACCUGGAACUGUCAAAUUUGCAGCCUUUCAUGUUCUCUCUCUUGAGGGAAGCAAGGGACUGACAGUAUUAGAACUUGCCGAUAAGAUUCAGAAAUCCGGACUUAGGGACCUGACAACAAGCAAGACGCCAGAGGCUUCUAUCUCUGUUGCAUUGACAAGAGAUGUGAAGCUCUUUGAAAGAAUAGCUCCUUCGACUUAUUGUGUACGAGCUCCUUAUGUGAAGGAUCCUGAGGAUGGAGAGGCAAUACUCGCAGAUGCUAGGAAGAAGAUAAGGGCAUUUGAAAAUGGAUUUGUAGGUCCAGAAGAUGUGAGUGAUCUUCUCGAAAGGGAUGAAGACUUUGAGGGUGAGAUUGAUGAGGAUCCCGAGGUUGACGAUAUAGUCGCUUUGGCAAGUGCAUCAAAAAGUGCUGAUCUUGGUGAAGCGAAUAUUUUGUCUGGAAAGGAGGGAGAUACAAUGCUCUGUGACGUUAAAGCAGAUGUAAAGAUUGAGAUUGAGAAGGAGGCUUCUACUCCUCCUCCAAGCAGUAUGAAGAGCAUCGUUCCACAAUGCCAUAGUGAGCGGGAUAAAGAUACAACAGUUUGCUGCGUGGAUAAUAAGAAUGCUGUGGUUGAUGAAAGCAACCAGGGUCAAUCAUGGGUUCAAGGUCUUACAGAAGGGGAUUACUGUCAUCUAAGUGUUGAAGAGCGCCUUAAUGCUCUUGUUGCUUUAGUCGGCAUUGCCAAUGAAGGAAAUUCUGUCAGAGCUGCUCUUGAGGAUCGUAUGGAAGCAGCAAAUACUCUUAAAAAGCAAAUGUGGGCUGAAGCACAGUUAGAUAACAGCUCCAUGAGAGAUGUACUUAACCUUGAUUUUCUAAACUCAGCAAGUACCAAAACCGAAUCAUCGAUGGGUCUACAAAUCGUCCAAAGCUCUACUCGUGAGAGAGAUGGUUUCGACAGAGACCCUUCCCAACUCAUAGAUGAAACGAAGCCCAUGGAAGUUGUUUCGAAUGAUCUUCAUAAAUCGUCUUCUGAGAGAGCGUUACUAGUUCAGGAGGCCAGUCUAAGUCAAGAAAACUGUUCUUCCCAACAUGGAUAUGCUUCAAAGAGAUCACGCUCGCAGUUAAAAUCAUAUAUAAGCCACAAAGCAGAAGAGGUGUAUCCAUACCGAUCUUUGCCCCUUGGACAAGAUCGUCGUCACAAUCGUUACUGGCAUUUUGCUGCAUCAGCAACUAAAAGUGAUCCUUCCUCGGGGCUUUUAUUUGUUGAGCUCCAUGAUGGCAGGUGGCGGCUCAUUGAUUCAGAAGAGGCUUUUGACACUCUGGUUGCAUCGCUGGAUAUGCGUGGGAUUAGAGAAUCUCAUUUACGCAUAAUGUUGCAGAAGAUCGAGGGAUCGUUCAAAGAGUAUGCUUGUUCUGUGAGUCCGUCCAGUGCUGUAUCAGGGUCAAACUCUGAGUCAAUGGAAACUUCAACAUCUAUUAGAGUCGAGUUAGGGAGAAACGACACGGAGAAGGAGAAUAUAUCAAAACGGUUCCAUGGUUUCCAGAGAUGGAUGUGGACCGAGGCGUACAGUUCACUACCUUCAUGUGCUAGGAAAUACGGGAAGAAGAGAAGCGAACUGUUGGCAACAUGUGAACUGUGUGUUGCAUCUUAUUUGUCUGAGCAUACCCACUGCACUUCUUGUCACGAGAGAUUGGACAUGGUUGAUAGUACCGAGAGAAAGAUGUUAGAUUCAGGUUUCACAUCGUCUCCUCUUCCUUUUGGAGUCAGGUUGCUCAAAGCGCUAUUUGUUUUUCUUGAGGCAUCUGUUCCAGAUGAAGCUCUUGAAUCAUUUUGGACAGCGGACAAGAGAAAAAACUGGGGGUUUAGGUUGAAUGCUUCAUCAUCACCUGAAGAACUUUUGCAGGUGUUGACUUCCUUGGAGAGUGCAAUCAAGAAAGAAUCUUUGUCAUCCAAUUUUGUGUCGGCAAAGGAGCUCUUAGGAGCUGAUGAUCCGGGAUCAGUGGACGUUCUUCCAUGGAUACCAAAGACGGUAUCAGCGGUUGCUUUGAGACUUUCAGACCUUGACGCGUCCAUACAUUAUGUGAAGCCAGAGAAACCUGAGCUAAUCCCUGAAGAUGAGAACGAGCAGAUGAGCUUUGUCCCUGUAAACUCUCUUAUCAAAGGCAAAGGACCCAGAGAGCAAGAAGACCAAGACGAGGUUGUUCCAAACUCGGGUAACAAACGCAAACGUGCACGAGUAACUUUCGGAUCUGCAACAAACAGAAAGGUGAAGAGGAAGAAAGUGCCAGGCGUUCCCGUAUUUUACGCUGGUAAGAAAAAUGUUCCAGUCGAUAUGAGCGUUGAGUUGAACCACCAAGUCCCUGGAAGAGGGAAGAGGACGGUUAGAAAAAGACCAGAGAGGAUCGAUGAGGACUAUGACCGCCUAGUCAGCAGAAGGGCUGCCAUUGUUAGGCCUAAAAGCGAGGACGAAGAAGAGGAAGAAGAAGAAGAGCAACCAUACAGGGACAUGGAUGAAGACUGGGCCAAUAUAACACAUAACAGAGUGAUGACGCCGAUGCAAGUGGAUGAUGAAAGUGAUAACAGUGUGGCAGUUGAGUCAGAGGAUGAUGAUGAUGGUGAUGGUCAGUUUGUGGACUACAACAGGCAGAGAAACAAAUGGGGAUUAGAUUGGAGGAAUAGUAACCGAAAUGAAGCCAUGGAGGUUGAGGAGGAAGAAGAAGAAGAAGAAGCCGUUGGGGUUGAGAGGGUCCAAAGAGAAGAAGUGGCAGAAAUGAGUGAGAGCUCUGAGGAUGAUGAUGGGGUACCUCCUAAUAAUGCAGCAAACAAUUACGACAGAGAAUCAGAAGAUUACAGCAGCAGCAGCGAUUCGUGA